This is a messenger RNA of Bradysia coprophila, 1772 nucleotides long. Its product is annotated as dual specificity protein phosphatase 18. The record is from RefSeq and is a predicted model, not a curated record. Gene Ontology annotation, cellular component: cytoplasm. Gene Ontology annotation, biological process: protein dephosphorylation. Lineage: Eukaryota; Metazoa; Arthropoda; Insecta; Diptera; Sciaridae.
CAAAAUAUUUUGGCAAAUUUUCCUAAUAAAUAUGAACAUAAAACGUGAAACAGUUGGAAUGUACCGGUGUGUUAAAAAUACCAAAAAUUCCAAAAAACCAGAACAAACAAAAAUGCAACGAUCUGAUUCGAUAAUUGAAAAGUUUGAUUGCAACGAUAUUUAAACAUGCAAAAUGCGCUAGUAAAUAUUUAUGCGCGAUUAUUUUUAGUCUGGCACCAUAUUCUCUGUCCCUUUCCGUCAAACGAACGUAUUUAUAAAUGCGUUCGCUUCGGUUUUUUAGAACGAUGAAGUGUGUUUCAACUCAACUAACACGAUACUUAAAGUAAAACAAAAUAAUCAUCUGAUCUGAUCGAAAGGAAUUUUCGACCAUAAUAUUUAUAACACAAAACACAAAAUGACUCAGACCGUCUGAAUUUAUAUUAUAAAAAAAAACAGUGUGUUCUGCAUAUUGCCGAGUACCCGACAAGACGAGUAGUUAAGUAGCAGACUCUGAAGUGUGAGCACGGUUCAUAUAAUCAAUUUUAUAGACGAAAUUUUAACGUUGUGAAAAUAUAAAUAAAACAUUUUAUCAGUCUCUUAUCAACAAAAAAAAAAACACAUUCAAUCGUUUGAAAAGAUAAACCAACCACCUGGGCGUUAGUUGUGUAACAAGAAGCAAAAGUUUUAAUAAUUUGGUUCCGUAAUAACUAUCGUAAACUUACCGACAAUGACACUGUCCGCUAAGGAUAUUGUGCUAUCGGAAAAUAUGAACAAUGAAAAAUCGAGUGAAAUUCAGGAUUUGUUGAAUACACAUACUGGCGCCAAAAAUGAAAGUUCAACGACACGACUCCCUGGCAUAUCUGAAAUUCUACCUUCACUUUACCUCUGCGGUGCUGGCGUUGCAAUUCCAUACUUCUUAGAAAAGUUGUCAAUUAAAUGUGUCAUAAACAUUGCUCCCGAGCUACCGCAUACACCGUUACCCGAUGACAGACCAUUAUACUAUCAGAUUCCAGUGUUAGACAAAGGAGACAUCGACUUAAAAUGUUACUUUGACGAGGCAGCAGAUCUAAUUGAAGGAGUACGACAGUCGGAUGGAAAAAGCUUAGUACAUUGUGUGGCUGGUGUUAGCCGAUCGGCAUCGAUAUGUAUAGCUUAUUUGAUUAAACAUUGUGAUAUGACACUGAGAGACGCAUUCUUACGUGUUCGAGAAGUAAGGCCGCAGAUUCGACCAAACAUUGGUUUCUUCCGUCAGCUCAUCGCAUAUGAAGAAAGCAUACGAGGCACAGCAACUGUUUCCAUGGUAUUCAAAGAGUCACUCGGUCAGGAAAUACCGGACGUUUAUGAAUACGAAUAUCAGGCAAUGGAACUGUUCUAUCAGAAGCAUCGAAAUGUAAAACGGAGAUGAACUUUUACUGAUUAUUGACUGUCUCUAGGAGCUGUCCAUAAAUUGAUUUGCAUCCACGAAAUAAGAUUGUAACGAAAUUUAUGGGCGGGUUUCUUUUUGGAAUAAAGGUGAUGCUAAAUUAGAGUACAAUUACGUUAAAGUAGACUUAAUGAAAACAUUCGUUUUUGUGAAUGGUAUACUAGACAUUUUAUACUAAAAAUUAUUCUGUUGUAUUGAAAUAAAUUCAGAUCUUAACACUUGCGGAUAGUAAAUGAGCAUCUGGAUGUAAGAAUUUGGUUUUAACGAUUCAUAUUAAAAGUAACAGAUUUUUGGGACCAAUUUCUAAUUUUAUUAUUGUAACAUUUGUUCAGUUUGUAAAAUUAAACGUGUACGAAUUACUAAAAAAAAA